UUCCGCAAGUGCAGAAGUCCGUCUUUGCUGUUUCCCGCAGCCGACGGUCUCUCUAAUCACUUCUCUUGUUAUUUACUGAAAAUGGCAUCAGCUUUAAAAAAAACUACUGGGCUGACUGGCCUGAAAGUCUGCCGCAACCCUCACCAAAUUCUGAACAUUUUGCACACCAAGAUCUUACGCUGCUUGCAGAAGAUGCCCCAAGAUGCUGCCUACAGGAAGUACACUGAGCAAAUUGUCCUUGAGAGGGAUGCUGCAGUCAAGGCUGAAGCAUCUGUCCCUGAGCUGGAAAAAAGAGUUGGUGGUGGUCAGGCUGAGGAGCUGAUCCAGCAAGCUGAGCACGAGCUGAUGCUGGCACGCAAGAUGCUCGAAUGGAAGCCCUGGGAGCCGCUAGUCACAGACCCACCCAAGAACCAGUGGAAGUGGCCAAUUCAUUAAGAAAGUCACACGGGUGAUGUGAAGAAAAUUCACCUAGCGUGCGCUGAUAUCUCUUCUGUGGUCUUCCUGUCAAGCUUGAAUACGCGACGUUCCUCUUGCCUUUCAGCGAGUUUGUAAACGGGAAACUUUAGGCGUAUUCGAAUUGUUCUAAGUAUACGGUAUUCAAAUUUUCGGUCUAAGAAAUAUUAGAGAUGUUCAAACAGAAUUUAUCAUCAGAAAUUAGUAUUUAUGUUAGAAAUUCAUGACGCAGGAAUCUGGGAAGUAGUGAUGAUAAUCCUAUUGGAUUUGAAGCGAUAUUUUUCCAGCCGAAAAAAUAAAAGAUGAAUCCUAAAUAGAUUGAAUGAAUUCCCACAGAGGUAACGAGCGUAUGACAAGACAGGCUUUUGUUCAGAAGGAGAACUGAAACAGCUCAUGCCUCGUAUUUUUCAAGUUACGGGAAGCCACGAAGUGACAGCGUUUGUAAAUAAUUCAAUUGAAUAAACGUCCUUAUAUGGUUUUGUA
Messenger RNA from Hyalella azteca, 936 nucleotides. RefSeq names its product NADH dehydrogenase [ubiquinone] 1 alpha subcomplex subunit 5 (gene ND-13B). NCBI's taxonomy places the organism in Eukaryota, Metazoa, Arthropoda, Malacostraca, Amphipoda, Hyalellidae. The record is from RefSeq and is a predicted model, not a curated record. Gene Ontology annotation, biological process: respiratory electron transport chain. Bases 82 to 435 code for a protein of 117 amino acids. The transcript has 5 exons.